CUCAUGUUUUACCUCGAAAACCCCGACUGUCGAGAGAAAGCUUCGUCGGUUCUUUAGACAUUAGUGAGCACAUAAAGAUGCCAUAAUGGCUUACUGUCCAGACAGAGCGUCACCACUGUGCUCAAGGUCUUUACAAACUCUCACAGGUCCUGCAGUCACAAGAACCGAAGUUGUCAUUGUACAGCAGCCUGUAUCUGUGUGUGUUCCACAAAACUAUCCAGUGACACUAAGCGUUUGUGCAGUAGGCACAGGCCCUUUAAGGUACCAGUGGUUUAAUGGUCAAGACGAAGAGCUGGCAGAUGGCAAAAAACCCAACCUCCAUGUGUUUCUUCAAAGAUCAGAGAUUUACAUUUGCAGAGUGAGCGACUUGUACGGCACAUGUGUGUUCUCAGAGUGGGUCAAAGUGAAGGUCUUGAACAUAGCAGUAUGUGUCCCAGUAGAAUGGAGAGGAGAGCCGUAUAUUGUGAUUCAUCCCCAAUUACAUCAGACUGUAAAGUGUGGGGACACAUUUACACUAAAAUGCGUAGCUAUCAGCAUGCCUUCCCCACAGUACCAGUGGUACCACAAUGGCCACCUCUUACCAGAAGAAAAGGCAGAAACACUUAAGAUAACAAGUGCAAAUGCAGACAAUGCUGGCUCAUACCUCUGUGCUGUUUCCAAUGUGCUGGAGGAAAGAUGGUCAGAAGCAGCAGAGGUUGAGAUUGCAACCCCUGAUAAGCUUGCUGUACCCAGACUCACAGCAACAGAUAAAGUGGCGCUGCUAAUUGGAAACCUAAACUACACCAAUCAUCCGCGGUUAAUGGCUCCAAUUAUGGAUGUCCAUGAACUGGCAAACCUGCUGCAGCAGCUUGGUUUUCGUGUUGUGUCCCUGCUGGACCUUACACUUCAGGAGAUGCAGACAGCAAUUGACAAGUACCUAGAACUUCUGAACUGUGGAGUCUAUGCUGUGUUUUACUAUGCCGGUCAUGGAUAUGAACACAUGGGCAGGAACUAUCUAGUGGCCAUCGACGCUCCACGACCCUAUCAAACAAAAAAUUGUGUUUGUGUCCAGAGGGUCAUGCGAAACAUGCAGGAAAGACGAGCAUUGCUUAAUGUCAUUCUGCUGGACACCUGCAGAAAAUGGUACAAACAGAGGGGUCCAGCUUCUGAGAUAAAGCCAGUUGCACCUGUGGGCAAUACCGUUUAUGGAUAUGCUACGACUGAGGAUGCUGAGGCUUUUGAGGUUCAGGAUGGAGGUAGAAGCACUGGAAUUUUUACUAAAUACCUUAACAAACACAUCCUACAGCCACUGAAGGUUACCCAUAUCUUGGAGCAGGUCUCUGAGGAUCUUGGUAAAGACCAGCUGGUGCGUGGCAGGCAGGUUGUAGAGAUCAAACACACACUAAAGGAACCACGGGCCCUCACUGAUCCAGUAGGUACAGCCGGGCACACUGUAGAGCUCCGACGUCGAGAUGUCUGCUGGAAACAGGCUAAUGUUCUACCAGACCGGAAGCUUCUGGAUUUUUCAUGUGGGGUCCAAGUGGAGCUUAGUUUUUCUGCUCUGUUCUCCAAUGUUAUGCUUGUGUUCGGCACAGUGAAGAAAACUGGCCCAGUAGCUCAGGACUGCACUGUGGAGCUUCGCAGUAUACUACCGAUGGAUGACAUUUUCUCAGGUCCUGAUCAGUCUGAUGAGAUGAAUUCCCUAUUGCUGAGCAAAGCUAAAAAUCCAGACUGCAGCCUAAGACUGUGCUGCCUUCAAAAACUUGAGAGAUCAUUGGUGAUUCAGGUAGAUCUGCGUUACACCAACGUAGACAGAAAGCUGCGACUGAGUGAGCGGAGAGAGGUAGAUGUAGGUCGGCCUCUCAUAGCUUCCUGGAAAUUCAGUCAGAGUAAACCAGAAGCUUUACAUCAUACCAUGUGUCAUGUGACUGAAAACAUAAAGCCUUCUCACCAAGCUGUUCACGCUGGACGACCAAGCAGUCGCAAAGCAGAAAAUGUCUGCUCUAGCUUAGCCAAAGAGUUCUCAUUUAGCACUAAUGAACCUGAGGAAAAUGAUGAAAAUGACUGAAAUAAAUUCACAUCUUUAUAAAAGUUUCACAUUUGUGUUGAUAGAUAAAUACAUGGUUAAAAUGCAGCCGCUCUAAUGAAUAAAUAAUAAGAGAGAAGAUGGGAAAUAGUAAUGUUAUUUUUAUUUUUUACUUUCACUUGGACCAGUCUUUGUUGUUGCACGUGUAUCUAUUUGGUGCUUAAUUUCUGGUACAUCAUAACAGAGACUGAUCUAUAAAUGACCAAAUACACACAUCAUGGCACUGCAAUCUUUUUUAAGAUUCAUGGCCAAGCGUUAUUUAAUCUGAGUUGCUGCUAAUCAGGAUAUCAUGUUAUCUUAUCUAAAAUCUUAUUUGAAUGUGUUCUACAGAAUUGUUUGACCUGCUCCAUCUCAGUUGUCAGGACUAAGCAAAUGUAAAAUACAAAAAUUCCAUUGUCUUAAAAGCAACAUACAUCCAAGAGAAAAAGAAAUUACACGCUUUCUCAAUUCUAGGACUUUAUUCAUCAGGGCCUAAUCAGACAACAACAGAUUUCAACAUGUACGUUUUAAAAAGUAAGCCAAUAAACAAAGGUAAACCUUGGUAAAGGUAAAAUUUGGAGAUAAAAGUGCCUGCAUUUCUUUCUAUUUGUGGUUCAGUGCCAAAGCAGCUCGUUGUUCCCAAAUUUUUAAGGUUCUUUGCUAGAACCAUUAAAUAAGAUACCCACGUGUCUUUCUGUUGUGAGUCGGCCAGUUCCAUUUCAACGCCCAACUCCUAAAAAAGCAUCAAAGUUGAGGGUGGUUAUGUCGACCUCAAGUAGUUAAAGAUAAAGGACAGCAUGUUUUUGUCAGACAAUGUUUUGUUGGUUUAUUUUUUGGAAACAAAUGACUACAUGUUAAACUCUGUUGUAUUUUCUGCUCUCAUCCAAGGUUAUUUGUUUGUUUCCAAAAGUUGGCGAGGACUACACAAUUGUUAUUUGUAAAUAAAAACAUACGAGGGUGGGCUUUUCCAUAUUAUUCUGUUACAUCAAAACUUCAAAAAUAACACAUGAAAACAAUGUCAUGUAAAAGUUUGAACACCCCUGAUCUUGCAAGCUGAAGUCUUUAUAAGUAAAAUGUCAUUUUAUUGCUAAAAUAAUGUUUUAUUAUUUGUUAAAUUCAAAUAAGAAACUGCAGUAAUGUUUGAUGGAAGUCAUAUUUAGAGGAUGUGGUAACUUUAACUUGAAAAUCAACAGCACAUGGAAUGUGUUGGCUGACAAAACUACCAUGUAUAUAUUGUGCUUGUUUUGAAAAGGUUAAAAUGGUCUGAUUAGUCCUGCAGGCAACAAGUUCUCAGUUUGUAGAAACACACAUCCAAAUGCAUUAUUUGUACGAGCUUUUUUAUUAUCUGUAAUAAUCUGAUUGUUUGGAGGACAACUGCGUAACAUAUCUUUCUUUGAUGACAUAAUCAAUUCAGUAACUGGUUUGAAUUAAUAGUUUUAAAAAAAUUAAACCUAAUUUCAAACACCUUGCCUUGUACUUUAACUGCAAUAUUGCUAAUGGCUA
Molecule: messenger RNA, 3547 nt
Organism: Trichomycterus rosablanca
Lineage: Eukaryota; Metazoa; Chordata; Actinopteri; Siluriformes; Trichomycteridae
Gene: malt3
Product: MALT paracaspase 3
Exons: 15
Coding region: 86-2047 (653 amino acids)
Biological process (GO): proteolysis
Molecular function (GO): cysteine-type endopeptidase activity
Source: RefSeq, a predicted model, not a curated record